UAUAACAGUAAACAAUGACUUUCCAUUAAUUACUGUGGAGAUCAGUAUGUAUAUCAUCAUGUUAGAUACUUCUACCCAACCAACUGCUGUAAUAACGUCAAGUAUUACGGAAAAUAAUUUAGAAGUUUCUGUUUCAAUUAUUUCAUCUGUGACUUCCUAUUAUCCUACCAUGUUUUCACAUACACUCUCUUCCUCAUCAUCAUCCUCAUCAUCAUCCUCACCGAAAUUAGCAAUUGUUACUGAAACAAUGAACAAUAGACAGAUAGCCCAAGUACCUAGUCCCUCACCCACACAUAGCACAAUAAAGCUGACUAAUUCCCUAAUAUCCUCUGCUAGUACAUUUGUCAUAUUAUCAACUGUACCACUCACUUCAACCACUCAAUCAAGUGAUUUAUUUCUAGUUGGUGGAAUUAUAGUGGGAGUGGUCUGUAUAAUUCUUGUAUGUACAUGUCUACUAAUAAUAGCAUGUAUUAUUGUUUGUAUGAAGAAAAGAUCAAAAUCAUCAUCUAAAAGUAAUCCUAAGGAACUAAGCACAUCUUUAAGGAUUUUAACAACAUCUACAAAUGAUGAUCAUGAUACUAAUAUUGAUAUCUUGAAGGAUAAUCCAGCAUAUGUUACAACUACUGGAUCUACUUUUGGAUCUACAACACUACAGGAUAAUCCAGCAUAUGCUCUAACUGCUGGAUUUACUUUUGAAUCUACAACUCUACAAGAUAAUCCAGCAUAUGUUACAACUACUGGUUUUACUUCUGGAUCUCCAACACUACUGGAUAAUCCAGCAUAUGCUAGUGUUAGUAACACAGUACCAGUGGAUGAUGAUACACUGUAUAUGCAUGGAAGCAACAAUAGCUCUGUUUUAUACAGCGCAAUAAGGAAUCCAAAUCAAAGUUAACAAUGAUGAUUACGUAUAGCAAGGACUUUUUUGGUAAUACUACAUUGUCUAUUUUGUUUAUUUCAA
Amphimedon queenslandica is the source of this 958-nucleotide messenger RNA. Its product is annotated as flocculation protein FLO5-like. The record is from RefSeq and is a predicted model, not a curated record. Bases 47 to 892 code for a protein of 281 amino acids. The transcript has 4 exons. NCBI's taxonomy places the organism in Eukaryota, Metazoa, Porifera, Demospongiae, Haplosclerida, Niphatidae.